CCAACAUUAGCCAUACAUUUAAAUAACCUCUGUUUGGUGCUUCGAGAUCUCAGACAGUAUGAAGAAGCCAAGAAAUGCAUGAAAAGAGCAGUUGCUAUUGACAAAUGUAUAUAUGGUGACAACCAUCCAACAUUAUCCACACAUCUUAAUAACCUCAAAUUAGUGCUUCCAGUUCCCAAGCUUACUUUGAUGUGUCUGAAUGUUCUCUGUACGGAAUGCAAGAAAUACAUGGAAAGGGUAUUUURUACUAGUGGCGAAGGCAUAUCUAUUGACAACUAUCCUACACCAACCACUUUUUCAAAGAGUUUCCAUAAGCAGCUUGGAGAUGUCGGAAAGUGUGAGGAAAAGGUAACUAUUGACAAGCGUAGAUCUGAUAGAAACCAGGCAGAGUUGGCAGCAAUUUUGAAGAAGCUCGGUUUGGUGCUCCAAGAUCUAACACAGGGUGACGAAGGAAAGACAAGAAUAGAAAGGGUAGUGUCUAUUGACAGAAAUAUGUUUGCAGACAACCAUCCAGAGUUAGUUGAAAACGGCAACAAGCUUGGUAUGGUGAUUCAAGGUCUCAGACAGUUUGAGGAAAUAAAGAAAUUGAUGGAAAAUAUAGUUAGUACUAUUGAUGAUAGUAAAUUAUUUGACGAAAACCAUCCAGAYCAUAAAAAACAUUUAGAAAAUCUUCAGAAUCUACGGACGGAAAUUAAUAACAUUGUUGGGAUCGACCUAGCUGUAUACACGAAAGCGCAGCAGUUUUCCUGGCCACAAGGAGAAAGAUUGCACGAACAUGUUGACGAAGACCAAAUUGCUGAGGAAAGAGACCCUCAAGAAAACCAAGAACCUAUUGAAAGAAAAACCAAGUAUCAGAUUAGAAACUCAAUCGAGGAAGCUCGCAAUUUUGAUAAAGAACUUAGGCGCUUUCUAAAAAACAGACGUUCAUUUGUCAGCUCUAUAAGGGAUUUAGCAGAUACCCUUGACGGACUGAGUGAAAAUGCACUUCGGUCAUGUAUUGAAGAGAUACAACUAACUACAGUGCGAGAUGAGGUUGAUAAGGUAUCGAUGUUCAGAACAAAGAUAGAGGAAUCUCAAAAGAUCCUAGAUGAAGACAUGAAGAUUAUGAAAAGAGUUGAUGAAACGCUAAGUAAUCUUUCAAGUGCUGUCGAGAACCUCAACCAAUCAAACUCCUGCCUUGGUUCAAAAGACCAGAUUCUCUGUUCCUUGCUUGUGGCUGAUACAUUUGCAAAUAAGGAGGAUUCUUCAUUCGAGUCUGCGUCAGUUGUGUGCACUAUGUUAUGUAAUGGAGAAGUAAGAACAUCAGGAGUUAAAGCGUUGAGCGAGAAUUUUCAACUAAAGAUAACUUCUAGCCUUUUGCCUAAAAUCACAGACAUCUUUGAUGGAGGUAUUGCUACCAAAGCUACAGAUGUCAUAGCUACGAUAUGCGGUAGAACAACAGAGGAAUCUGCGUCUUCAAAACUUUCCUGUGUUAUUUGUGAACUCGUAGCUUCUGUGCGCUUAGGUGGAUCUAAAUCUGAGAUUACCAAGCUGGUUCGAGACCUUGCUGAAGGAUAUGAAAAGCAAAUGCAAGAAAUAGAAAAAUUUCUUGCACAUUUAUUGUCACUUGCUGAAGAGAUGGAGGUAAUUCUAAAGAAACAGUUCCAGGAGCUACUUGAAUCUAUUUCCGAGAAGAUUGAAUCCAGUACUGAAGAUUUGCCUAAGGAAAAGGUCUAUAUCAGCAAUAUUGAAUGCGCUGACUGGAAGAGCAGCCAUGAAGUAGAAGGCAUAAGUGAAAUGAACGAAUAUUUCAUCGCCCAAGGUACCAAAGAUGACGACUUCGAGAAAGCUGCAAACGAAGCCCGCAGGCUUAUAAAAGAAGUUAAUUUUUAUGUCAAAAAAAGACAGUCAACGCUGGAUGUUCUCGACGAGAUCGCAGACGAGUUAGAAGCAUUGAGCGACAAUGUUAGCGUGACAAGCCUUACCCUUACAGAAACAAGGGAGGUGAUGAGUGAAGAUGAGAUGGCGACAUUGAAAGAGAAGGCGAAACAAGCCCAAACCAAUUUAGACGCCGACAAACAGUUAUUGUCAACCAUCGAUCACAUUUAUGCAACUCUAAAGGAGCAUGCUGCAAAUCUCAGUCGUUCGACACCUGAUCUUGGUCACAAAGAAAGAAUUAUGUCUUCAUUACUUGUUGCCGAUAUGUUUUCACAAUUGUCCACGACAGAAAAUAGUUCCAAUAAAUCCACAACAAAUGUUUGCACUUUAGCAUUGAGUGAUAUAUCAACAGCCGAAAAAGCUGGCAACGAAAGCGAAAGUGGCAUGGAAAAGAUAGUUUCUACCUGUACACCGGUGAUGCUAGAAGCGUUUAAUCAUAGCGUGUUGGAGAAAUCCCACAACGUCUUAGCAACCUUUGUACGUCCUGAUUCCCAAGAGAAAUCUUCUGCCAGUGAACUUUCCUAUGACAUUUAUAAGUUAGUUCAUACGUUGGUAGACUUGAAUGAUCGCGCCAAUGCUAAAGCAGCCGGAACACUUCGUGAAAUAGUACAGCAAUAUAAAGAACAACUGUUGAAAAUGGCAGAGUUUCUGCAGCUGAUUUCGACUCUGGCGGAAAAGUUGGAAUCGAUCCUUAAACAGCAGUUUCAGAAUUUGCUCGAGGCUAUUUCUGCUGCAAAUAAAGUAGGGGAAACGGAAGCUAAAAAUUUUCAUGAAUAUUUACGUUUACCUGGCUGUACCAACGAUGGCUGGUUGGAUGUAUACGAUCGUCAUGUAGAAUCACCCCAAGCUUUCUCAUUUCAUGUAAGUCAAAUCUUUAAAUUCUUGAAAGAAAAAAUUGAAGAAGACAACCAUCGUGAAAAAAUGGAAACAGACGAUAAUGAAAGCGAAGAAAACCACGACGACGUGAUGGAUUUAACAUUCGUUGCACAUGGCCAUAUCAAAUACCCACAACGUCCUUGCAAACUUUAUUACUUGAAUAAAUACAUCAAAUCUGUAAUAUUAUAUGUACCUUGGGGCUGCCGCCUUCACGCAACGGCUGCUUGGGGAAUAGCAACAGGAACGAUAGCACCAGAAAAUGUUACAUACACUCCUGAUAAGAUCUCUCGUACUUCCAGACCUGUGGUUCUUCCAGACCCUCCAGACGAAUGGAAUGAACUCUCUCGUCUUGACUCCGGCACUUUUAUUCCAGAUGUGGUAUUCACUCCCGUUCGAACAGACGAAGAUGUUUAUAAAGCACUGGUACAUAUUUCCAGUAGGUGUGGUAGUUCUUUUUCUGGUCUUGUUGUACCAUAUUUCCAGAUAACUGGGGGACAACUACUUCCUGAAGUACAGCUAUGGGCUUUGUGUGCGUCUGUCGGCAUUUCGUUAUGGAUCCUGAAUCGUGAAAAGAACAAACCGGCUGUAAAAUACAGAAUCCGUAUAGCUUCUUGUUUGUAUCCUAGCCCGUUUCCAAAUUUUCCAGAUGAUAUGAAUCCAGAUGAUGUCAACCCAGAUGAUAUCAAUCCAGAUGUUAGACAUCUGUUAACCUAUCAGAACCUCAACCGGCAGAGCGUCAAGGUCCUAACUGUAAACUGUGGGAAUUACGGAGUUGUUCCAAUUUUACCUCGUACCACUAUGGCAAUGAAACUCCUUGAUGAUUCCAACACCCUUGUAACCGACGAGGAUCUGCAAAGACAUAUCAGAAUUGUUAAUGCAGCACUAGGAGUAGAAACUCACGAAUUUGUUAACACUUCCCGUGACGACUACAAAGUUUGGUGGCUUGUUCAUUUUGUUAUUCUUCUUUUUGCUCUUCUUAUACCAUUUUUGUGGUUACUCCGUCUAUAAGACGGGUAACCACUUUGUUAUCGGUUUGUAAGUCCGUAAGUAACACUAUCACGUGAUUUGAAGGUCUAAAUACAACUCAAACUCCAUCCCC
Molecule: messenger RNA, 3892 nt
Organism: Exaiptasia diaphana
Lineage: Eukaryota; Metazoa; Cnidaria; Anthozoa; Actiniaria; Aiptasiidae
Exons: 7
Coding region: 79-3801 (1240 amino acids)
Molecular function (GO): protein binding
Source: RefSeq, a predicted model, not a curated record